AUGUGGAUAAAGAAGCGAAGCGGUGCUAAAGUCUGGCUACUGCUGCUCGUGUUGUUGCUGGUCCAAGAUGGCAGAUGUAUAAAAUGGCUCGGCCUCGGUCGCACAAGCGACACGCAUACGUGGACCAGAGAGGCGUGCACCAGUGCGAAGAGCGCGGGUCUGUUGGAGAGGAAACAAGCAAGGGCAUGCAGAGCUGCGCCGGAUGUGAUGCCUGCCUUGGUACAAGCCGCUAAAGAUACGUCAACGGUAUGCCAGCAGGCCUUCAGACAUCGCAGAUGGAACUGUAGCAGCAUCGAGCGCGCGCCUGACUACACACCUGAAUUACUUACAGGAACGCGAGAACAAGCCUUCGUCUAUGCGAUGUCGGCCGCCGCUGCGGUUUGGAGGCUCGCGCGAGGAUGCGCUUUGGGGAGCUUGGCGGCUUGUUCUUGCGCGACUCCACCGCGAAGAGAGCCACCCUCGCCAUCCGCGCUUAUUUCGCCCUCAUCUUUCACUACCAUGUCCGUCUCUUUCGACACGCUGUCCGUAAGGAACUCCUUCAAGUGGGGCGGUUGCGGGGACGAUGUAAGAUCCGCUUCAAGGAUGGCUAAGCGGUUUCUUCAGGGUGCAACGCCGCCUGGUACCGGAGGGACCGCGAAGUUUAUGCACGCGGUCAAUAUGCACAACAAUAGAGCGGGUAGGAGGGCAGUCGAGCAGUCCUUGACUUUGGAGUGCAAGUGCCACGGGGUGUCGGGUUCCUGCAGCGUGCGUACCUGCUGGCGCGGUUUAGGUGCAUCGGGACCAUCCGUCGCCGGAAGCCGUUUGCUACGCAGAUACGCCACUGCGGCAGAAGUCAGGCUGAGAUCUGGCGGCAGAUUGCCGCCUCUGUAUCAUCACGAUAAUCUGCUCUAUACUACCAAGAGUCCCGAUUACUGCUUACCCGAUAUGAAGAGAGGCAGCCUCGGCACGAUAGGCAGACAAUGCAACGGCAGCAGUUCCGGCUAUGAAGGCUGCGAGUACCUUUGCUGUGGCCGUGGCCACGUAACCAGGACUGAACAGAUCUACGAAAGAUGCGACUGCAAGUACAUCAGUUGUUGCUACGUCAAGUGCAAAACAUGCAGUCGGAUCGUGAAGACGUACGAGUGCAAUUAAGAAUAACGCGAAUUGUCCGGGACAAUUGGCGAUGGAGAUGUAAUCCACUUGACGAAGAAAUAAAUUCGCGUGCGUGAGCACGUUGCAAAUUAAGCAUAAAAUUAAUUAAUUAAUUUUGCGAGAUGCGUUCAUAUGAAAGUCCCGAUUUGGGAUGAUAAUUAUUUAGGCGAUAAAUUAUUUACCGUGAACGUGUACGACUCUCUCUCUCUUUGGCGUGAGGGUAUGUAGUAAAAAGAGUUAUUUAUACCGCUACUUGCUAUUUAUUCGAUGUGUGUGCGUGUAUUGCGGCAGAUGAUUGCAAAUAAACGCGUUCAUUCCUGCCGAUUCAGAUUCGCGGAGUUAAAUGUAAAUCGGCGUUAUCGACAUCGAUGUGUUAUCGUCGUCGCAACUUUGAGAACGUAGAUCAGAGCAGUGUACAUAGAAUGCUCGAUAUUUCGAUGUAACCUACAUUUACAUUCUGCAAAUACACGUUGCUUGGAAAUGGCAGCCGACUUUAUCCUUUUUCCUGAUUCUCACAAUAUCGAUAUAUGUACAUACAAUUUGACAUACGUUUGUGUCGAAUGUAUGU
Messenger RNA from Atta colombica, 1699 nucleotides. Its product is annotated as protein Wnt-11b-1-like. Gene Ontology annotation, biological process: neuron differentiation; canonical Wnt signaling pathway; multicellular organism development. The record is from RefSeq and is a predicted model, not a curated record. Bases 1 to 1131 code for a protein of 376 amino acids. The transcript has 5 exons. Lineage: Eukaryota; Metazoa; Arthropoda; Insecta; Hymenoptera; Formicidae. Gene Ontology annotation, cellular component: extracellular region. Gene Ontology annotation, molecular function: cytokine activity; frizzled binding.